Molecule: messenger RNA, 1284 nt
Organism: Rubroshorea leprosula
Lineage: Eukaryota; Viridiplantae; Streptophyta; Magnoliopsida; Malvales; Dipterocarpaceae
Source: the annotation of a GenBank genome assembly
CUUGCUCUUCAUUCGGCAACAAGAAAUCUCACCCAAGAAAGAGAUUUUUCUGGUGGGGUUUUGUUUCUGGGUACUCCGCCGUCGCUAAAUCUAUGGCCUCUUCAAUGCUCAACAGAGCUGACAACCUCACCCACUUCAGAGGCGUAACCCCAACUGGGUUGGGUUUCUUGGGAUCAGACUUUCAUGGAAAACGCAUUUCCAAAAUGGGUCUGGUCUCCAGUUUGAGUGUAUCCAGGAAUGGAACAAUUGUAGCGCCAAAGUGCAGCUUGUCAGCUUCAAGGCCGGUUUCACAGCCGAGAUUCAUACAGCACAAGAAGGAGGCCUUUUGGUUUUACAGAUUCCUCUCAAUUGUGUAUGAUCAUGUGAUAAACCCUGGUCAUUGGACAGAGGAUAUGAGAGAUGAGGCUCUUGAGCCUGCUGAUCUCAGUGACAGGAACAUGAUCGUUGUGGAUGUGGGUGGUGGUACUGGUUUUACCACUCUCGGUAUAGUUAAACAUGUGGAUGCCAAGAAUGUUACUAUUCUUGAUCAGUCCCCACAUCAGCUUGCCAAGGCUAAGCAAAAGGAGCCCUUGAAGGAGUGCAAGAUUAUUGAAGGUGAUGCUGAGGAUCUCCCAUUUCCAACUGAUUAUGCAGACAGAUAUAUAUCUGCUGGGAGCAUUGAGUACUGGCCAGACCCACAACGGGGCAUCAAAGAAGCAUACAGGGUUUUGAAACUUGGAGGGAAAGCUUGCCUGAUUGGUCCUGUGUAUCCAACAUUUUGGCUGUCUCGCUUCUUUGCUGAUGUUUGGAUGCUCUUCCCAAAGGAGGAAGAGUACAUAGAGUGGUUCCAAAAAGCUGGAUUUAAGGAUGUCCAGCUAAAAAGGAUUGGACCCAAAUGGUAUCGUGGUGUACGUUGCCAUGGUUUAAUCAUGGGGUGUUCUGUGACAGGUGUUAAACCUGCAUCUGGGGAUUCUCCGUUACAGCUUGGUCCAAAGGCAGAGGAUGUAACCAAGCCUGUAAAUCUAUUCUCAUUUCUUACGCGUUUCAUAUUAGGUUGCAUGGCAGCUACCUAUUAUGUACUGGUUCCUAUCUACAUGUGGCUCAAAGAUCAAAUUGUACCUAAAGGGCAACCAAUCUAAGAGGGCAAUGAAGUUUCUAUUUCUUCCUUUCUGUUCGUUUCUUGGUGUGCUGUUGGACAAGUUUUAACUUAAUAAUGACAGUCAUGCAUUCCGAGACAGUAGAAUUAUAUACAAUAUUUGAACUAGCAAUUGCAUGCCAUUUUUAUUUCUGUCAGCUAUUUGAAUU